This is a messenger RNA of Cuscuta epithymum, 719 nucleotides long. The record is from the annotation of a GenBank genome assembly. Lineage: Eukaryota; Viridiplantae; Streptophyta; Magnoliopsida; Solanales; Convolvulaceae.
UGUGAGUCAAGUCAAGUCAUAGAGGAGGAUUGAUUUUGAAAAGGCUUUCCAUUUUCACAUGAGGACGACGACGACGACGACUUUGUCGUGUCUGAAGUUGGUUUGCUUGCAAUUUCUGACGGUUGCCGGAGACUAGAAUAUGUAUUAUAUAUCUGCAAUAGAAUGACUAAUGCAGCUCUUGUUGGACUGUCGAAGAACUGCCCAGAUCUUUUGGUAUUCCGUCUCCACACACCGGGGUGGUGAAGGGUUUGGGGCGAUUCUUAUGAAGUGUAAGAAGCUUAGCCGCCUUCACACAUCUGGUUUAUUGACAGAUCAGGCUUUAUGUUACAUUGGACAGUAUGGGAAAUCACUGCGUACUUUGUGUGUUGGUGUUGCUGGAAAGAAUGAAAUGGGGCUGAAAUUUGUGCUCGACGGUUGCCCUAACUUGCUAAAACUUGAGAUGAGUGAUUUCCAAUUCGGAGAUUCAGCUUUGCGUUCUCUUUUGCAUCAUUUUUACAGGCUGCAAUUUGUAAAGAUUUCAGCAUGCGGUGUAACGCAUCAAUGCUGUGAGUAUAGAAUUCACUGGGAAGAUCCAUAUGGACCAAAGUAUGUGCAAAUCUUCUGAAGUUAUAUGAUGUCACUGGGAAGAAUAGAAUUCCCUUGUUUACCUGACCCUACUCUGCUGAUGGCUGAUGAUGUAGUGUUGUGAAUGUUUGAGUAAUUUCCAUCAUGACUGAGCA